AUGCGUGGUCCCAACCCAGAGCUGAUCCAGCCGGAAGACUGGGCUCGUCCGGAUCAGCCCUCGUACAACACGCCCGUCUUCCUCAUCCACGACGGCGGCGGCACCACCUUUGCCUACCACUGCCUGGAGAUUCUCGGCCGCUACGUCUAUGGCGUCCACAACCCCUACUUUUACACCGGCGAGGCCUUCGAGGGCGGCAUCCCGGAGAUGGGCCGCACCUAUGCAAAAUGGAUCCGACAGACGGUGCAGGAAGACGAGUUUCCCGCCAGGCGGAGGAAUCACGACGGCACAAUCAGCAUCAUGCUCGGCGGCUGGAGCUUGGGUGGCCUGCUGAGCAUGGAGGUUGCGCGGCAGCUGGCAGACGACGACGUCGUGCGAGUGUCGGGCAUCCUCAUGAUUGACAGCAUCUAUCCGGGCAAGUCCAGGUCUACAGGCUACAUCCCUCUCGUUCCCACAUCCGGACCUCCGGUCAAGCGGUUUCCCGACGUUGAAGCGCCCAAGAUCAAGAUUCGUGGCCUCAAGGUCGUCGACGAGGCCUCCAGCGAAGAAGACACGUCUUCGGACGAAGCUUCGACGGAUCGAGAGGGCCUGACACAGAACCAGAUCCACUCCAGGCGAUGCAUGGCGGAGGCUGUGCGCAUGGUCCGACAAUGGCGUCUUCCCGAGUGGUCUGGCAGACUCUACAACCGACGGCCGCGGGUGGUGUUGCUGCGCGCAAAGGAAUACGUGCCGGCAAAGGACGGUCGCACGGUUGGGCUGGACCUGAACCGGGAAGACGAGUUGCUCGGCUGGGGCGAUUACGACGACGAGAUGUUCUGCGACGUGUUUGAUGUGGACGGUCACCACUUUGACAUGUUUGCGUUCGAGAGGAUAGCUGCCAUGACGAGGACCAUCAAGAAGGGCCUUGAUAGGCUGGAGGAGUGUUCGCAGAUGAUGACGUUUGGGGAUGGUUGGUAG
Messenger RNA from Trichoderma aggressivum f. europaeum, 957 nucleotides. RefSeq lists its product as uncharacterized. The coding region runs from base 1 to 957 and encodes 318 amino acids. The transcript has a single exon. The record is from RefSeq and is a predicted model, not a curated record. NCBI's taxonomy places the organism in Eukaryota, Fungi, Ascomycota, Sordariomycetes, Hypocreales, Hypocreaceae. Gene Ontology annotation, biological process: biosynthetic process.